UAAACUGUUAUACAUGCUAUAAUUGUACAUAAAUUUAGUGUUUCUCUACAUUAUUUUCACUUUUACUUUGAAUUUUUUUUGGAUAAAUAGUUUUAAUUAUAAAUACCAAAUUUUAUUUCGGCCCCUCUAAUUAGAUUUAAGGCUUCCUGCUGAAUGUACUGGAUCACUGGGUUUCAAUCCCUCGCUAAUGGCUCGUUUCAAACCCUUAAAGCUGUUUGAUGAAUUGUCUCAAAGAAAAAAAAUCAGCUGCUUUGUUUUCACAUUUAUGAGUCACUAAUAUAUCCUGGCCGAUUUGUUGCAGAGGAUUGAGAAGGAAAGAUGGAUUCUAAGUUGGCCAACACAUGGCGUUUGACAGUGAAUGAGAAGAAUUUCAUCAAAACAGCUUUGCUUUCGGAAAUAAGAAUAGAUGGUCGAAAACCCUUUGAAUUUCGUAAUAUCAUCAUUAACUUUGGCAGUGAAGAUGGGUUGGCAGAGGUGCAGCUGGGCCAGACUCGUGUUAUGGGCAUUGUGACGGCUAAAUUGGUUCAGCCUUAUCAAGACCGGCCUAAUGAAGGAAUACUUACAAUCUAUACGGAGUUUUCGCCAAUGGCUGAUCUGUCAUUUGAGACAGGCCGUCCUGGAGAAUCUGCUGUUGAGUUGGGACGUAUAGUAGAUCGUGGUCUAAGGGAAAGUAGGGCUGUAGAUACUGAAUCACUUUGCAUUGUUUCUGGCAAGUUAGUAUGGGGCAUCCGUAUUGAUCUCCACAUCCUAGAUAAUGGGGGAAACCUGGUUGAUGCUGCUAAUAUUGCUGCUUUGGCUGCACUUAUGACCUUCCGAAGGCCUGAAUGCUCACUAGGAGGAGAAGAUGGUCAGGAAGUAAUAAUACAUCCACCUGAGAUGAUGGAGCCACUUCCUUUGAUAGUACAUCAUCUUCCAAUAGCAAUUACUUUUGGAUUUUUUAUUGAUGAAAGCAUUGUGGUGAUAGAUCCCACCCACAAUGAGGAGGCUGUAAUGGCUGGAAGAAUGAUUGCUAUUGUUAACGCAAAUGGUGACAUUUGUGCAAUUCAAAAAGCUGGAGGAGAAGGUGUCAGUCAGAGUGUUAUCAUUCAAUGUUUGCAACUUGCUAUUACAAUGGCUGCGGGUAUAACUAAGCAGAUAAAAGAAGCAGUUGAAGCAUACAACUCAGAAAGAGCUUUACAAAAGAUCAAGCGUGAGCCUAGUUGUGGGGGUAAUAAUAUAAAAGAGAGCCAAAACCAAUCUAUUGAUAAUAAGGGCAUUGAGGUGGCAGGUCAAUACAUGGAGAGAUUAAAACUUGUAUCGAGGGAAAGCUGUAUAAGUCAAAGUAAUGAUGAUGAGGUUGAUUCAAAAUUAUCUGCACUGAGAAGAGGGACAGAUGGCAAUGGUAUCAAUUUUACCCGUGGCCCACUUAGUUGGGAUCCUUACUCAAAAGGUGUUGAUCCAGAAUUUUUGAAAGCUUCAUUAGCUUCGCAAGGUUUAUCAACUCGCAAUAAGAAACAGGGGUCAAGUGGUGAGGAAAAGCCUGGUGAAGCUGAAGGAGAGGAGCCGUACAGAGAUGCUAAUCCAAAAUCGUCAGCUGUUGAUGCAUCUGAAACUGAAAUGCAGACUAAAGGGCAGAAAACAUUGAAAGAUGCUGUAAAACCUAAGAACAAGAGGAAAAAGAAGGGAUCCUCCAUGAUUUAAUUUGAGAACAUAUCCGUUACAUCUUUAACAUUUCACACAUGUUUGCUUGUAA
Messenger RNA from Theobroma umbraticum, 1732 nucleotides. The record is from RefSeq and is a predicted model, not a curated record. Lineage: Eukaryota; Viridiplantae; Streptophyta; Magnoliopsida; Malvales; Malvaceae.